AUGUCUGACUCAGGCGCCCCUCCCAUGGCCUCUGCUGGCGCCCCCGGCUAUGAUGGCAAUACUCAGGGCAACGGCACUUCGCACAUGCCGCCUCCGCCGCUCGCACCGAUGAUCAUCCCUCAGAACACCAACCCGAUCCCUACCGCCGUCGGUUCGCCCAUGUCGGGCGGUGGCAUGUCGCCGUCCAGCGCCGGCGGCUUCGUCCGCCGCGCAGCCCCUGAGCCGAACAAGCGGGCUUUAUAUGUUGGUGGAUUGGACCCGCGGGUCACCGAGGACGUUCUGCGUCAGAUUUUUGAAACCACUGGCCACGUUCAAAAUGUCAAGAUUAUUCCUGAUAAGAAUUCGAAAGGGUUCAACUACGGCUUCGUCGAGUACGACGAUCCAGGUGCUGCUGAGCGAGCAAUGCAGACUCUCAACGGCAGACGCGUCCACCAAUCCGAAAUUCGCGUCAACUGGGCGUACCAGUCUAACAAUGCCACCAAGGAGGAUACAUCUAACCAUUUCCACAUCUUUGUCGGCGAUCUCUCAAACGAAGUCAAUGAUGAGGUUCUCCUGCAAGCCUUCUCUGCUUUUGGCCAAGUCUCUGAAGCCCGCGUCAUGUGGGAUAUGAAGACCGGCCGCUCCCGCGGGUAUGGGUUCGUGGCGUUCCGCGACAAAGACGACGCCCAGAAGGCUCUGAGCUCUAUGGAUGGAGAGUGGCUCGGCUCCCGCGCAAUCCGCUGCAACUGGGCCAACCAGAAGGGUCAGCCGUCGGUCUCCCAACAACAGGCUAUGGCUCAGAUGGGCAUGUCGCCAGCGACGCCAUUCGGACACCACCAUUUCCCGACCAACGGCGUUCAAAGCUACGAGAUGAUCGUCCAGCAGACGCCAGAGUGGCAGACAACCUGUUACGUCGGCAACCUCACGCCAUACACAACUCAGUCUGAUCUUGUACCGCUGUUCUCGAACUUUGGUUACGUUGUUGAGACCCGUUUCCAGUCCGACCGCGGGUUCGCAUUCAUCAAGAUGGACACCCAUCAGCACGCUGCUAUGGCCAUUUGCAGCUUGAAUCAGUAUCAAGUGAACGGCCGCCCUCUCAAGUGCAGCUGGGGCAAAGAUCGUCCUCCUACGGGCCAGUAUGACCAGCAACAGCAGUUCUCUCCGGCUCAGGGCCCCAACUCCGGCUAUCCACCUACUCCCAGCGCAUACUUCCCGCAGUACGGUGGCCCAGGCCCGAUGUCUCCCCAAGGCCCACCCCAAGGCGUUCAGCCCUACGCCCAGCAACAAGGCGGCUACGGCGGUCCCGGCAUGGCUCAGCCGUACCAGCAGAUGCCUCAGAGCGCUGGUGGCUACGGCCGUGGUCAGCCGCAGGGUGGUCAGUGGGGUCAGCCGCAGCCAGCUGCCUAUGGCAACAAUGGCUAUGGCGGGUACCAGGGCUAG
Messenger RNA from Coniosporium apollinis CBS 100218, 1419 nucleotides. RefSeq lists its product as uncharacterized. Lineage: Eukaryota; Fungi; Ascomycota; Dothideomycetes. Gene Ontology annotation, molecular function: RNA binding. The transcript has 5 exons. Bases 1 to 1419 code for a protein of 472 amino acids. The record is from RefSeq and is a predicted model, not a curated record.